Messenger RNA from Pseudonaja textilis, 717 nucleotides. It is a transcript of the gene RHOG, whose product is annotated as ras homolog family member G. Gene Ontology annotation, molecular function: GTP binding; GTPase activity. NCBI's taxonomy places the organism in Eukaryota, Metazoa, Chordata, Lepidosauria, Squamata, Elapidae. Gene Ontology annotation, biological process: small GTPase-mediated signal transduction. The record is from RefSeq and is a predicted model, not a curated record.
GCCCGGGAGCACCGUUGCCGCCGCCGCCCGCUCGCUCGCCAUGAGCCCAGGUCGCUGAGCCCGAGAGCCCCGUGGGGGGAGCCGCCACCGCCGCCAUGCAGAGCAUCAAAUGUGUGGUGGUGGGCGACGGGGCAGUGGGCAAGACCUGCCUGCUCAUCUGCUACACCACCAACGCCUUCCCCAACGAGUACAUCCCCACCGUCUUCGACAACUACAGCGCCCAGAACACGGUGGACGGCCGGACGGUCAACCUGAACCUGUGGGACACGGCCGGCCAGGAGGAGUACGACCGCCUGCGCACCCUCUCCUACCCGCAGACCAACGUCUUCAUCAUCUGCUUCUCCAUCGCCAGCCCGCCCUCCUACGAGAACGUCAAGCACAAGUGGUACCCGGAGGUCUGCCACCACUGCCCCGACGUGCCCAUCCUCCUGGUGGGCACCAAGAAGGACCUGCGCAGCAACCCGGAGGCCCUGAAGAAGCUGAAGGAGCAGAGCCAGCUGCCCGUCAGCCCCCAGCAGGGCGCCAGCCUUGCCAAGCAGAUCCACGCCAUCAGGUACCUGGAGUGCUCGGCCCUCAACCAGGAGGGCAUCAAGGAGGUCUUCACCGAAGCCGUCCGGGCCGUCCUCAACCCGGCCCCGCCCAAGCCCAAGAAGGCCUGCCGGCUGCUUUGAAGGGCGGGCGGGGGCGGGCUGCCCUCUGCGUAUGCCCAGGCGUCCU